AUAAUGGUGGUGUCCUUGGUUGUUUGUGCUUAAAUGAUAUAUUUUGAUAUGUUUGCAGGUCAAAAGUAACAACGGCAGAGCAAUACGAAAAAUUGUGUGAUAUGAUGGCCACGAAAAGAGAUAUUGCGCAGGGCUUCCAAAAGCGACCGAAGGAAGAAGUACAGGAGUUUUGGGAGGAGGUUGCAAGGAAUUUAAAUGCACUUGGCCCACCAACAAAAGAUUCCAAUACAUGGAGAAAGGUCUGGAUUGACUGGAAAUGCUACAUGAAGCGAAAAUUAUCGCAUAACAAAAAAGAAAGGAUGAGCACCGGUGGAGGUCCUUGCCGUUUACAACGCAUAAGCCCACUUGAUGAAAAGGUGAUAGCUUUGACGGGUUUGGAAACGGAUGAUAUCCCUUCAACCAGUAGAGCUAGCAGCCAAAAUAGAGAGGCGAGAGCAGACAAGCAGAGCACUUCUUCAUUACUUAAGCAACAGAUACAAAUCAAAAAGAAUUUUAUGCAGAGACGAAAAAAUUCAAUGAAGCUGCCUUUGGUAAAAUGGAAGAAGUUACUUCAUAUUUACGACACAUGAAUCGUUCUCUAGAAACUUUGGCGGAGACUGCAGUGAAGCAACCUGAAGAACAGAAGCGACACAAUAGAAUUAAGGAAGAGCUGGUGAAGGAAAAAGUAGAAAUAAAAAUGCAAAUGC
Messenger RNA from Bactrocera tryoni, 686 nucleotides. RefSeq lists its product as uncharacterized. Gene Ontology annotation, cellular component: nucleus. The transcript has 2 exons. The record is from RefSeq and is a predicted model, not a curated record. Lineage: Eukaryota; Metazoa; Arthropoda; Insecta; Diptera; Tephritidae. The coding region runs from base 102 to 569 and encodes 155 amino acids.